Molecule: messenger RNA, 999 nt
Organism: Penicilliopsis zonata CBS 506.65
Lineage: Eukaryota; Fungi; Ascomycota; Eurotiomycetes; Eurotiales; Aspergillaceae
Exons: 1
Coding region: 69-893 (274 amino acids)
Source: RefSeq, a predicted model, not a curated record
CACCCUCUACAAUCGUCCUCUAUUUCUACCGUUUUAUGCUUCUAAUCCUCGUCUAUUCAUCAUUAAUCAUGCCCCUUACCUGGUUCAGCAAAGAGACGAUCGCCCCCGGCACAACGAUCCAGCUCAACGAGACUAGCUGGACAAUCGUCCAGAAGAUCAACGAACACAAACUACAGAUCGACGAGGCUGGCAUCAUCCCCGGCUGGGUUGGGUAUAACUAUCCCUCGUACAGCUGCGUGCUACUGCUCGUCCAUCUGAAACACGACCGUCGCGUGACAUCCUCGGCGUUUAUGCGCAUCUACCUGCAGGUCCCCAACGAAGGCACCGAAGUCGAGCCUUCGCGCACCCGCGCACAGCAGGCCUGCGAGUUUAUACCCCCUGAAUUGAAGGCGUUGAGACAAUUCACCAGGGCCCAGUCUGCGUAUACUCCUCGUCUCCUGGACUACCGGGUCGGGAAACAAGAUGAAUCCGGCCUUGUCCCGCACGGCUUCAUGGUCUGGAUGGUCUGGGAGAAGGUGCCCGGAAACCAACUGGGCGACGCAAUUGGAAAUUCCGUGUUCUGGCAGUUGGAAAGCGAGGAACGUCGGCAGAUUCGGGUGGCCUUUGAGGCUGGAUACAAGUAUACAAUACCUCGAGUAAGGAACUUCGCUGACAAAAUUUAUAGGGACCUCCUUAGAAAUGGCUUCGAACCGUCCUUUGGCUCACCAAAGAAUCUGGCCUGGGAUGCAGAGAGGCGACCACUGUACUUUGUCGGCUUCCAUGAUUGUGACACAACAGAGGGCGAGGAAUGGACACCGGCGGAGUUUGCAGUGUAUUCCCUGGCUAUACCGCCCAAGUCGUCUCGCUGGUAUGAAUCAGAAUGGGAGGAGGAUUUCUCUACUUGGGAGUAUUGAUUGCCCUUUGUCAUCUGCCCUUUUCUCUGGCUAGCUCUAUCAAGUAAUUAAUCGCCAGGAUUUAAGAUGGGAUAGAAUAGAAGUGGUGAAUAAUAGAAUAUAGGUG